GCACGUGUUGUGUGGUAUGUUUUGAAAGACGGAGAAGAAGAAGGUUGGAGUGGAAGAAGUGGUUUCUUUGACUGACCGUGUCUUCCACAAAACACGAGACAAAGAAAACGUUGUGAUCUCAUUCGCUUCUUCUCACUGUGUCUUGAUGUCCAAACCCUAACGGAGGCUAAUGGCUCUCAGAUCUGCGUCUUUUCUUCUCAUUCCCAUUUUCCUUAUCGGAAUUGUCUCCGCUCACACUUCAACCCCCAAGAAUGUUCAAGCUGCUGUUCGCGCUAAGUGGUUUGGCACUCCUCUUCUUCUCGAAGCUGGCGAGUUGUUGUCCAAAGAGGAGCCGGGGCUUUUCUGGAACUUCAUCCACGCAUGGCUCCACGCCGAUCACGGCGACGCCCAUUCUCAUUCCGCCAAAAGUUGUGUCAACAAAAUUCUACAACAUUCGCGCCCUCUUUUGAGAGAGCCAUUGGCGUCCUUGUUUGAGUUCUCUCUUAUUCUGAGAUCAGCCUCCCCUUCUCUCGUGCUUUACCGCCAGUUAGCUCAGGAUUCUCUUUCGUCUCACAGCCACGCUGAAAUCACUGAAGUAGACGCCUUGAAUCUUGGGGCAAGUCUCCAAAGUCCCGGAGGGAAGUGUUGUUGGGUCGACACUGGUGACACUCUGUUUUUUGAUGUUUCUGAAUUGCUCACGUGGCUUCAAACCCCUCGGAAACAGGUGGGUGGUUCGAUUCAGGAACCGCAAGUGUUUGAUUUUGAUCAUGUUCAUUUUGAUUCGAGUGUUGGGAGUCCGGUUGCUAUACUUUAUGGCGCACUCGGGACUGUUUGCUUUAAGGAGUUUCAUACUGCUCUGGUUGGAGCUGCUAAAGAGGGAAAAGUUAAUUAUAUAUUGAGACCAGUGUUGCCGGGUGGAUGUGAAACAAAUUUUGGCCACUGUGGAUCUAUUGGUGCAAGCGAGUCAGUAAACUUGGGUGGUUAUGGAGUGGAACUUGUUUUUAAGAAUAUGGAAUAUAAGGCCAUGGACGACAGUACAAUUAAAAAAGGGGUGACUUUGGAGGAUCCUCGCACCGAUGAUCUCAGCCAAGAAGUCAGAGGAUUUAUAUUCUCUAAAAUUCUGGAGCGUAAGCCUGAGUUAACGAAUGAGAUCAUGACUUUUAGGGAUUAUCUAUUGUCAUCAACUGUAUCAGAUACACUUGAUGUUUGGGAACUGAAAGAUCUGGGGCAUCAAACUGUACAGAGAAUAGUCCGUGCCUCUGAUCCUCUACAGUCAAUGCAGGAUAUCAAUCAAAAUUUCCCUAACAUAGUUUCUUCGUUGUCUCGCAUGAAACUUGAUGAUUCUGUUCAAGAUGAAAUAACGGCAAAUCAGCGGAUGAUCCCACCUGGCAAGUCUUUAAUGGCUAUCAAUGGUGCUUUAGUCAAUGUUGAAGAUGUUGACCUUUAUCUGUUGAUUGACUUGGUUCAUCAGGAUCUGUUGUUGGCUGAUCAGUUCUCAAAAUUGAAGAUACCUUCCAGCGUAGUGCGGAAACUGCUGUCAACUUUACCUCCUUCAGAGUCGAGUAUGUUUCGUGUUGAUUUUCGUACUACUCAAGUACAUUAUCUCAACAACUUGGAAGAAGAUGCCAAGUACAAAAGGUGGAGGAGCAAUCUAAAUGAGAUUUUGAUGCCGGUCUUCCCUGGGCAGUUGCGUCACAUCCGUAAAAAUCUUUUCCAUGCUGUUUUUGUUCUUGACCCAGGAACCACUUGUGGUCUUGAGUCAAUUGAUAUGAUCAUAUCAUUGUAUGAAAGUGAUUUUCCUGUGAGAUUUGGGAUUGUGCUGUAUUCUUCAAAAUACAUCUUGCAGUUAGAGAACUAUUCUGCCAAAGAGGAUCGAGAUAAAUUUGAGGACAUAUCUGAUAUGAUUAUACGUCUCUUCAGCUAUAUCAAGGGGAAUCACAACACUCAAUUAGCUUUUGAGUUUUUAAGCAAUGUUAACAAAUUACGCACUGAAUCAGAUGAUGGUCAUCUUGAGCAGCACCAUGUUGAAGGGGCAUUUGUUGAAACAAUAUUGCCAAAGGUAAAAUCCCCUCCACAAGAGAUAUUAGUAAAGCUGGAGAACGAGCCAGAGUUGAAGAAAUUGUCACAAGAAAGCUCUAUGCUUGCAUUUAAGCUUGGUUUGUCUAAAACUGAUUGUUCUCUGUUGAUGAAUGGACUUGUUAUUGAUCCAACUGAGGAUGCCUUACUAAAUGCCUUGAAUGAUGAGACUCAGAGAAUACAGGAGCAGGUAUACUUUGGACAAAUAAAAGCUCACACUGAUGUGUUAGCCAAGUUUCUGUCAGAAGCUGGUAUUCAACGUUAUAAUCCUCGGAUUAUUUCUGAUACUAAACCAAGGUUCAUAUCUCUGUCUGCAUUUCUUUUGGGAGAGGAAUCUAUACUGAAUGACAUUGAGUACUUGCACUCUCCUGGAACAAUGGAUGAUUUGAAGCCCGUGACACAUCUUCUUGCUGUUGAUAUCACUUCAGGGAUUGGGUUGCAUUUACUUCAUCAAGGCUUAAGUUAUCUGAGAGAAGGGUCCAAAGAUGCUCGUAUAGGUCUUCUAUUUAGUGGAAAUUGGAGUACAAGUUCAUUAAGCCUCCUUUUUGUGAAGGUUUUUGAAAUCACUUCAUCUUCAUAUAGUCAUAAGAACAAUGUGUUAGACUUCUUGGAUCAGUUGUGCUUACUCUAUAAGCAAAAGUACUUCCUUGAACCAGCUGUGGAAGUUGAAGGCCCUCAAAAAUUUAUUGAUAAGGUCUGUGAGCUUGCUGAGGCCAAUGGGUUACCAUCUGAGAGUUAUAGAUCUGCCCUUCUAAAAUUUUCUGCUGAUGAAGUAAGAAGGCAUUUAAACAAGGUGGGAAUUUUCUUGCAUAGACUACUUGGGUCUGAAUCUGAUGUUAAUGCAGUCUUUACUAAUGGAAGGGUAACUUACCCUAUUGAUGAAAGCACAUUUUUGAGUGCUGAUCUGCUUCUUCUUGAAUCAAUAGAGUUUAAGCAGAGAACAAAGCACAUUUUGGAAAUCAUUGAAGAAGUAAAGUGGCAGCAUGUUGACCCUGACAUGUUGACAAGCAAAUUCAUUAGUGAUAUUCUCAUGGCUGUAUCCUCUUCAAUGGCUACAAGGGAGCGAAGUUCUGAAAGUGCCCGUUUUGAGAUUUUGAAUGACAAACAUAGUGCUAUCAUUCUACAUAAUGAAAAUUCUAGCAUUCACAUUGAUGCUUGUCUCGAUCCUUUAAGUCCAACCAGUCAGAAGUUGUCUGGAAUUCUAAGAGUUUUGUGGAAAUACAUUCAACCCAGCAUGAGGAUUGUUUUGAAUCCAUUGAGUUCGCUUGCUGAUCUUCCUCUGAAGAACUACUACAGAUACGUAGUACCAUCAAUGGAUGAUUUUAGCAGUGCUGACUCUUCAAUCAAUGGCCCAAAAGCAUUUUUUGCUAACAUGCCAUUAUCUAAGACACUCACCAUGAAUCUUGAUGUUCCAGAACCUUGGCUUGUUGAGCCUGUUAUUGCUGUUCAUGACCUGGAUAACAUUCUGCUUGAGAACCUUGUUGACACAAGAACAUUGCAAGCAGUUUUUGAGCUUGAAGCUCUUGUCCUCACAGGUCAUUGCUCUGAGAAAGAUCAUGAUCCUCCUCGAGGUCUUCAGCUUAUUCUUGGAACCAAAACUACACCCCAUAUAUUUGAUACCAUUGUGAUGGCUAAUCUUGGAUAUUGGCAAAUAAAAGUCUCUCCUGGGGUUUGGUUCUUGCAGCUUGCUCCUGGUAGAAGUUCUGAGCUGUAUGUUUUGAAGGGAGGUGCUGAUGGAAUUGAGAACAAACAGUCAUCGAAACUCAUUACUAUUAAUGAUUUACGGGGUAAAGUAGUUCAUAUGGAUGUCGUGAAAAGAAAGGGCAGGGAACAUGAGAAGUUACUUGUUUCUGAUGAUGAGGAGGAGGAUCUGCAAGAAACGAAGAAAGGAAGUGGCUGGAAUUCUAAUUUAUUGAAAUGGGCCUCUGGUUUCAUUAGUAGUAAUGAACAACCCAAAAUUACUGAAACCAAUGAUGCUACAGACAAAGUAAAGGGUGGACGUCGUGGAAAAACUAUUAACAUCUUCUCAAUUGCUUCUGGACACCUAUAUGAACGCUUUCUAAAGAUUAUGAUUCUAAGUGUUCUGAAGAAUACACAUCGCCCAGUAAAAUUCUGGUUCAUAAAGAACUACCUCUCUCCUCCUUUUAAGGAUCUGAUUCCUCGCAUGGCUCAAGAGUAUGGUUUUGAAUGUGAACUAAUCACUUACAAAUGGCCUACAUGGUUGCAUAAGCAGAAGGAAAAACAGCGAAUAAUUUGGGCAUAUAAAAUUUUGUUCUUGGAUGUCAUUUUCCCCCUUUCCUUAGAGAAGGUCAUUUUUGUGGAUGCUGAUCAGGUUGUUAGGACUGACAUGGGAGAACUUUAUGACAUGGAUAUAAAAGGAAAACCCCUGGCAUAUACUCCAUUUUGUGAUAACAAUAAGGAAAUGGAUGGCUAUCGGUUUUGGAGACAAGGUUUCUGGAAGGAUCAUUUGAGGGGGAAACCAUACCAUAUUAGUGCUUUAUAUGUUGUUGAUUUGAAGAAGUUCCGAGAGACUGCAGCUGGGGAUAAUCUUAGAGUUUUCUAUGAAACCCUUAGCAAGGAUCCAAAUAGUCUUGCCAACUUGGAUCAGGAUCUUCCUAAUUAUGCUCAGCAUGUUGUGCCCAUUUUCUCUCUGCCACAAGAAUGGCUUUGGUGUGAGUCAUGGUGUGGAAAUGCUACAAAAUCAAGGGCGAAAACAAUUGAUCUGUGCAACAAUCCCAUGACAAAAGAACCCAAACUUCAGGGUGCCAGACGAAUAGUAUCCGAGUGGCCGGACCUUGACUCGGAGGCGAGUAAAUUCACUGCAAAAAUCUUAGGUGACGAUCUGGAACCGUUUCCAUCCCCUGAUCAAUCAAAGGAUUUGAUUAUUGAAGAUGCAUUGAAGGAGGAUUUGGAAUCCAAGGCCGAGUUGUGAACAUGACAGACAGACAUUUUGUGCAAGUCAAAGUUCCAAAAAGAAUGUGAUCGUUGAUGCAAUUUGGCUCCCAAAUGACAUAUCUUUCGUGCCCGACUGGUAUAUUUCCAUUCCACCAAACACAAUUAACAACAGUGGAAUGCAAUGAAGAUUUGCCUUCUCUGUUGACCAGUUUUAGGAUCAUAAAGAAAAUUUUGAUUCGAGAAAUGUUAGUGAAUUUUAAUUCCGACGUAAAUGCAUUAUUUAAGGCGGACAUGAUUGGCAACAAAUGCCACCGUCUAUACCUCGGUAA
Messenger RNA from Vigna umbellata (rice bean), 5279 nucleotides. RefSeq names its product EMS-MUTAGENIZED BRI1 SUPPRESSOR 1 (gene EBS1). Gene Ontology annotation, molecular function: UDP-glucose:glycoprotein glucosyltransferase activity. The record is from RefSeq and is a predicted model, not a curated record. Lineage: Eukaryota; Viridiplantae; Streptophyta; Magnoliopsida; Fabales; Fabaceae. Gene Ontology annotation, biological process: ERAD pathway. Gene Ontology annotation, cellular component: endoplasmic reticulum.